AUGGCUUUUAACCAGCAGACUCCAUUCUACAACCCGAGAGUCCCGUUCACCGGCUCGAUCCACGGAGGUCUGCAAGACGGGAAGUCCAUCACUGUGAGCGGGCGAGUGUUGCCGGCGGCUGACAGAUUCAGCCUGAACCUUCAGUGCGGCUCGGGGCACAACGCGAACGUGGCGUUUCACUUCAACCCGCGCUUUGACUGUCACCCGACCACCAUUGUCUGCAACAGUCAGCAGAGCGGGGCCUGGGCUGCGGAGGAGCGCCACCACAACCCACCCCUGCCCCAGGGCGCCGGCUUCAGCCUCACCAUCACUGUCCGCGCACACGCAUACCAGGUGUCCAUCAACAACCAGCACGUCCUGGAGUUCAGACACAGGCUCCCCUUUCACCAGGUGGACACCAUCAAAGUGGAAGGACGCGUAGAGAUCUCCUCCAUCUCCUUCAUGAGCCCUGAAGCCGCGCCCAUUCAGCCCGGGUGGUUCCCUCCAGCGUAUGGAGGAUUCCCCUCUGCUCCAGGCUUUCCGUGUCAGCCCGGGUUCCCUUCUCAGCCUGGGUUCCCUUCUCAGCCCGGGUUCCCUUCUCAGCCUGGGUUCCCUUCUCAGCCUGGGUUCCCUUCUCAGCCCGGGUUCCCUUCUCAGCCUGGGUUCCCUUCUCAGCCCGGGUUCCCCUCUUACCCUGGGUUCCCUGCUCAACCUGGGUUUCCUCCUGCUGCUCCUAGAGUCCCGUUCACCGGCUUGAUCAACGGAGGUCUGCAGGACGGGAAGUCCAUCACCGUGAGCGGGCGAGUGCUGCCGGCGGCUGACAGAUUCAGCGUGAACCUUCAGUGCGGCUCGGGGCACAAUGCGAGCGUGGCGUUUCACUUCAACCCUUGCUUCGACUGUCACCCGACCACCAUUGUCUGCAACAGUCAGCAGUGCGGGGCCUGGGCCGCGGAGGAGCGCCACCACAACCCACCCCUGCCCCAGGGCGCGGGCUUCAGCCUCACCAUCACUGUCCACGCACAUGCAUACCAGGUGUCCAUCAACAACCAGCACAUCCUGGAGUUCAGACACAGGAUCCCCUUUCACCAGGUGGACACCAUCAAAGUGGAAGGACGCGUAGAGAUCUCCUCCAUCUCCUUCAUGAGCCCUGGAGCCGCGCCCAUUCAGCCCGGGUGGUUCCCUCCAGCGUUCGGAGGAUUCCCCUCUGCUCCAGGCUUUCCGUCUGUUGCCAACAUUAUUGUUGCCAAAGCCUCUGACCAAAAGCACUUCCUCUGA
Knipowitschia caucasica is the source of this 1254-nucleotide messenger RNA. The record is from the annotation of a GenBank genome assembly. NCBI's taxonomy places the organism in Eukaryota, Metazoa, Chordata, Actinopteri, Gobiiformes, Gobiidae.